Apis cerana (Asiatic honeybee) is the source of this 5657-nucleotide messenger RNA. RefSeq names its product elongation of very long chain fatty acids protein AAEL008004. Lineage: Eukaryota; Metazoa; Arthropoda; Insecta; Hymenoptera; Apidae. Gene Ontology annotation, molecular function: fatty acid elongase activity. Gene Ontology annotation, biological process: very long-chain fatty acid biosynthetic process; fatty acid elongation, polyunsaturated fatty acid; sphingolipid biosynthetic process. The record is from RefSeq and is a predicted model, not a curated record. Gene Ontology annotation, cellular component: endoplasmic reticulum membrane.
GUUAAUUUAAAAUUUGUUUAUUUCUUAUUAUGAAAUAAAUAAUUCGUCUAACAUAGAUAUUAUCAUUACAAGUAUUUCGGGUUAGGUUUAAAAAUUUGAAUUGAAAAUUAAUGUCGAUUUUGAUAUCGAUUUAAUUUCGAGUUAUCGAUCUAUAUGUUAUGAUUGAACAGAACACGAAAUAUGUCGUUGCGGCGUCAUACAGAGCGAUAUCGAAAAAAAUUGUUUUAAUUUAGACUAUUUUUAUUUUAUCAUAUAUGUGUUAAUUGAACAAAAUUUGAUAUUCAACUUAUAUUUUUCAAUUCAAUUUAUAUUUUUUAAAGAAUUAAUAUAUUUUACGUGAGUAAUAAUUAUUAUUACUGAUUUUUAAUUUCGGUGUAACACAGAAUGAAUACAUGGUGGUACAGUGAUGUUAAUUUUUACCAAAAUCCAAAUUUCAUAGUCAUCAAUACUGUUACAAUAACGGAAAUAUUGCAGUUCUUCGAUACACGUAAGUAUAUAUUUGUUAUUGUAAAUUUUAAAGUAAGAUAAUAUUUAUGAAUAUUUUUUUCAUUUUAAUUUAUAACUCUACCAAAGACUGGAUAAAUAAAUAUAUUGUUAAAAAAUUUAUAAGUAUACAUUCCACAUGUCCACGUAUGGAAUGAUACGAAAAGGAUAGAUUAGCUAAUGAUAGAUAAUAAAAAACAAACAAAUCGCAGACAACAGAUCCGUAUCUCAAAAGAUAAAGUUGUAACAGAACAGAAUUUCCAAAACAUGAUAUAAGAAAUCAUAGUAGUUUCUUUAAGAUGUCUCUCGUGUUCAUUCAGUUGGUCGAUCGCGUCUUUAUAAAACAGUUUUUAUAUAAUCAAUCAUUUCUAAGAAAGAAAGUGUUCACGCCGCAACGAAAAUAAAAAUAUAAUUACAAUAAAAUAAGAUACUUGUAUUAAAACGAUAAUCGAAUUUUCUGUAAUAAUCAUGAUGCACAUUCAUUUGCAACAUUUCGCAACUUUAAACGUAAAAUAGGAAUCAAAAUAUUGAGAUCAUUAUCGAUCAAUUUUCUUAAUUACGUAAUCACAUAAAAUUUAAAACUUUUUUUUGAUUUCACUACGCGCAAAGUCAACAAUCACAUUGUAAUAAGUUCAUCUUGAUUGUUUAUAUCCUUCAAACAUUCAUAUUGAUACAUUUUCUUCGUUAUUCUUCAGUGAAACAAAAAUUUCGGUAUUUGUGGGUUCCUCCAACCGAUAGUUACGGACCUGUCGGCGGUUCUCAGUGCAACGACGAUACUCAUAGAACACUUCAAGACGUCAAGGGAAUUCGAGAAAGGUACGACGAUUUCGCGGUAUAUGAUGACGAUGAUAUCGUACAGUCGUGAAUACGCGGCAUGAGAUUACCGUGUAACGUACCGAGAAGGAGGAAGAAUCAUCGAGUAAGCUCGAGCAUCUCCGCCGAGCCCCGCCCUGUAUAUAUUUUUAACCGGAUCCAUCGAAAGUCUGGCCGGCGUGGCAUACACUGUUCGUUCGGGCAAGUGAAGUUUCUAUUGACGUGCAAAAAGAAAGAAAGGAGACAAAAAGGACGGAACACAGGACAGGACAUAUUCGGGCGACGCAACAAGUGAGGAAGUCUGUAUCCCUUUCGUUCGGCCUGCACGCCACUGGAACUCACUUAUUUCGUCCUGAAACUUUACAUUCUUACGAUCUCAGGAAGAUAUAUCGCAAAGGUUUUCUCGACAAAAAGCAAGAAAAAUGUCGAUUCUAAUGCAAUACGUAGAUCGAUUCCACGAGAUACUUGACAAACAUGCAGAUCAGAGAACAACGAAUUGGUUUAUGAUGAGUUCACCAUUUCCUACUCUGUUUAUCUGCUUGAGCUACGUAUAUGGUGUAAAAGUUUUAGGGCCAAAGCUGAUGGAGAAUAGGAAACCAUUUCAAUUAAAAAAUGUCCUAAUAGUUUAUAAUCUAUUCCAAAUGGUGUUCUCAGCGUGGCUUUUCUACGAGAGUCUGAUGGGCGGAUGGUGGGGCCAUUAUAGUUUCCAUUGCCAACCUGUGGACUAUAGCGACAAUCCAAUCGCGAUAAGGAUAGGAAUGUCCGGAUGGCUGACUGGCGACUAUUCUCUAAGGUGCCAACCCGUAGACUACAGUGAUCGACCCCAAGUACUAAGGAUGGUGCACGCUUGUUGGUGGUAUUAUUUCUCCAAAUUUACGGAAUUCAUGGACACGAUCUUCUUUGUAUUAAGGAAGAAGAACGAUCAUGUGUCAAUAUUGCACGUUAUUCACCAUGGUUGCAUGCCAAUGUCAGUGUGGUUUGGCGUUAAAUUCACACCAGGCGGUCAUUCUACUUUCUUCGGACUCUUGAACACAUUCGUUCACAUAGUGAUGUAUACGUAUUACCUGUUGGCCGCGAUGGGUCCAAAAUUACAACCAUAUCUUUGGUGGAAAAAAUAUUUGACCGUCUUCCAAAUGAUCCAAUUUGUCGCGGUAAUGAUCCACGCGUUCCAAUUACUCUUCAUCGACUGCAAUUAUCCGAAGGCAUUCGUCUGGUGGAUCGGCUUACAUGCAACUAUGUUCUUCUUCCUGUUCAACGAAUUCUACCAGCAAAGCUACCAGCAAAAGAAGAGGAAACAAACGAUCACGAACGGCAUGAAAAAAGAUCAUCAGCAGAAUCAUCAAACGAACGGCAUGACGAAUGGAGCAAUGGGCAAUUCGUCCGGAAGAAGAGACGCGGCCGAUUAUUACGUGAAAGGCGACAGCCUAGCCGCCUCGGAGCUCAAUCUUAGGAAAUCGUACACAACGACCGAGUGACCCGAUCACGCUACGUUGUAGCCAUCAUCAAAUUCAUCUCGUCUUUUCUCAUCGAUUCCUCGAGUCGCAUCCGGGCUUCGUUCCUUCGCCCUUCCAUUCUAAUGAUCCUUCGGGUUCGAGUGGAGAAAACAUUGAGUACAAAAUUACUCUGCGAUCGCGUUUGCGUGUAUUCGUGAAAGGAGGUAGAAAGUAAGAGGGAAAGAGUGAUACGAAUCAAUGUACAAAGGUAGUCCCGGAUGUGUUACGACUCCAAUGUCACGGAUCCCUGGGCCUCCUGAUUCAGGUAUUCGUGAUUCUUUUUCGGUUCGCUGUAUGUACAUUUACCAUGCCCGACGAGAGAUAAUUUCGUUGUCGAAUCAUCCUCUGCCUCUCUCUUCGAAUGCGAGAAAGAAAGCCGCCGUCUAAUUGUAAUUCGCAUAGACUUGCAAACUUUUGAUAAGAUCUUUGGACAAAAAUAUAGGGGAAAUUACAUAAAGUGUUCAUAAUGUACAUCGUUGUGAUAAUUUAUAGAGAUAUUACGAUAUAGAGCGAUAAUCGAAGAAUGAUAAUUGUUUUUUUUUUUAUUGACCAUAAUGAAAUUCAAUAGUAAAAUGCAAUCUUCGACAUCUACAUAAAUAACGAACAAUUCUCACUCUUAUUAAUGAGAACGUUUUUCGGGUGAAAUUACCUGACUUUAUUGUAAUCUCAUAUUUUCAUUAGAUUAUAAACAUUGUUAAAAAUCAUUUUUCUAUUUACAUAAUGUUCAAAUAUAUAUAUAUAUAUAUAUAUAAUAUAUAUAUAUAUAUAUAUAUAUAUACCAAGACGAUAGCAAUCCGCAAAAUGUUUUUACUGUCAUCGGUUUACGCGCGGUUCUAAGAUUAUAUAAAAACAAGGAAUUAUAUAAGAGAGUUAACGGUGAGUCUUGGAUUAAAUUAUGUAACAAUGCCAGCGACCGUAUUUUAUUAUAUAAUUCGGGAAGAUCUCUUUUGCAUUUUACCAGGAUCCCGCGAGUAUUAGAAAAUUCAUACUUUAUUACUUAUUCCAGAACUCGUGACCUUAAUUGGGCCGAUCUAUGAAACACAAUCUACGCACUUUCAUGCCAAGUUUCAUGGUUAUAUAAAUGCCGCGGAAACUGGGUUUAAAUUCAUACCCGUAUACAAUGAAUCGUCUAAUAUUGGAAUAUAAAAUUUCUCCGAUUUUAAUUUGAAUUGUUAUAAGUAAAAAAAAAAAAAAAAAAUGUGCCAAUUAUGAAGGAACAAACUUUGCAAUAAAGAAAAAUCUUUCGUUCAGGAUUGUAAUUAAGUUAAAAAGAAAAAUUUGUUCAUAUUAAAAGUAUAGGAGAAAUUUUAAAUUUUAAUGUUAAUGACUCAUCCUAUAUAUAUAUAUAUAUAUAAUGGAAUUUUAUAAAUAAUUAAAAAUUGCAAGAACAUUAUAACAAGAUAAUUAAUGCAACGUGUAUUUUUAUAAACAUUUUUGAUUUGAGUUUUUUGAUCAUACAUCAUGCCUUAUGAUUUUAAAUAUAUUUUAAAUAUUCGAAAUUUUGCGAAUCUUUUAUUUUCGCAUAUAAAGGGUAUUUAUCAUAAAUUAUUGCUUAAAAAUUAUUAUUUUUACUACAAUAUAAGACGUUGGCGUACACAUUCGAUUUUGAGAGACAUUUUAUCUGCGCGGUAGCAGUACACACAGUGUAACAUAUUCAUUGUACAUAAAAUACAUCACCUAUUUAAUAUGUUCGACUCAAAAGCCAUUCAGUUGAAAUUGAACUAAAAAAAAAAAAACAAAAAAAAACAAAAAACAAAAUAAAAAGAAUAAUAUAUGCGAAUAAAUUAAGAAAUUAUUAAACGAAACAUUUAAGCUAUAAAAAUUAAACUAAUCAACGAAGAAAAUAAUUAUAAUGAUUUAAUUGAAGAUGCUUAACCGAUAUUAUAGAUAUUUAAGAUUUUUCACUGAUUGGCUUUUAUGCCGACUAUAUUAUUAUAGGCAUCGCGAAGUCGCGCAAAGCUAAGGAAACUCAUAUUAUUAAUUACCGAACGUUCAAUUUUUGAAAGAACAAGAGAGUAAUGUCAUUCGUGCCUUGUGAGCAAACUGAUGUGCCUUAAUAUCUAGAAUGUUCUGAUAAUGAUCUGUCAGCAAAAAUUCAUCAAAAGCAAGAAAUCGCGUUUUAUAUUGUAACACGAUCACAUUAAUGUUAAAGCUGUGAUUAUCAAGAUAUUUCGUAUCACUUGUAAUCUAGACAUUAAGGUUUCAACUCAGAACGCGUCAUCAAACAAGCCGAAUUAAUCAAGAGAUUUUUUAUCAUUUUUUUUGUACAUGAAAUAAUAUUAUAUAGGGUUAAAUUGUUAAUCAAAUUUUCCAAAGUCAUCGUUGUUGAAAUUAUUGUUAGAACUAAGAAAAUCUAUUGAGUAUUUAUAUUUUCUUGUAUAAAGAUCAAGUUUCCUAAUUCCACACAAAUUUAUUCUAGCACAUACUUCUAUUUUUCUAAACGAAUGCUUGUAAUCCGAGAGAUCUGUGACAAAGAUCACUCGUAUAUCAAAUGUUUUCUGAAUAUAAAAUUUUUUGCAUGCCUCGCAUAUUUGCACAAUGUAAUAUUUUCAUCGAUACUUGCUCACAUUUUCUGAAAGAGAACCUCAAAUUAAUUUGUUUAAGAAAUUAUUUGUAUAUUUACCUAUAAAAUUACAGAGCAAUUAAGAUAUGAUUAUUGAACUUUGUAUCACAGAGAUAAUUGGAUAGUAUAAUGAUACGAUUGGUUCGCACAAAAUGUUCACUUUGUGUUUCGUUCGCUUUGCACGUUUCGUAUACCUUGUACAUAGAUAGGAUAGUUUUGUACUGUCAUAAGAAAAAGAAGAAAAUUGAAAUAAUCACGUAUUGUGCCACGCGAGAAAAAUCGAAUAAGCAAAGAAGAAUUCGAAA